This is a messenger RNA of Alternaria rosae, 1333 nucleotides long. RefSeq lists its product as uncharacterized. The transcript has 4 exons. NCBI's taxonomy places the organism in Eukaryota, Fungi, Ascomycota, Dothideomycetes, Pleosporales, Pleosporaceae. The record is from RefSeq and is a predicted model, not a curated record. Bases 1 to 987 code for a protein of 328 amino acids.
AUGGCACUAAUAUACUUAUGUGUACUAUUUCUGUUCCUUUUUGCAGCGAAAGUCAACGCUGGCUCCCGAUCUUCGAUUGCGCCUCGACAAGACGGCAACGUACCCGAUAAUCAUACAUUGACUGGAUGGACCAACGAAGCCAUCUUCACAUUAGUUGGCGUGUGCGUAGCUGUGGCCGGUAUCUUAAUCGGAUUGGCCUCUUCGCCUAAACUGCGGCAGUGGGUGUGCAAACCAUUCAAAUCAUCUGACAUCAAACUUCCCACAGACUUCUCAAGGACCAGACGAAUAGAAAGAUCACGAAAGCGUAUGGACGCUAGACGACAGUUGCAAGAUGAGUAUAACGAGUAUCUCAGGUUUAAUGAUUUUCUGGAGUUGCGGGGAGGGAUUACGAGUUCCAUGUCUUCGUACCAUGGUUCAGCUACGUUGACUCAUGCACACUUCCAUCCAUCAAACUAUACAGCCAGUCACAAAACCCUUAUACUUUCACAACAAAGUCAGCAGUCGACUCAGCGCACUGCUCGAGCACUCAACACGUCGUCAAACACCACCUUCACCAAAACCAACACCACCAGCAACAUCAUGCCAUUUCCAACUUCCGCUGCACCCACAGCACACUCCCACAUCCAAUUCGGCGCAACACCCCACCGAGCAUCUGUACCACGCCACCCGUCAUCCUACAAACACAGCGUGCACUCAACUCGCUCAAACCAGUCCACGCACUCUACCCAACCGGCAGCGUCUCCAACUCAAAAUAUGACGCGGUCCUCGUCGUCGACGAAACCAACCCAAAACUUCACAGACAUCCUGUCACAUCAACAGCUGAAGUCCAUGUCUGAUCUUGACAAAGAGGAAGAAGCAAGGCUGGCAAAGACACAUCGUGCCAAGGCGGUCAAGAUGGGUGUCGGGAUCUGUCGGUGGGUUGGGAAGUUGGCUAGUACAAAGGGGAAGAACGGAGGUGGGGAUAAAAAGGGUGAGGUGGUUAAAUAGAAGGCGCGGGUACGGGAAAGGGGGGGAAUGAUGUAUGGACGAGAUACAAGUGUCGAAAUGCACAUAUUCUCUAUACGAACUCCGAUUUCUCAAGUCAUAUGUAUGUGUGACAAUGGCUUUUAAAUUUUAUGAAGUUGGUGACGUUGCAUCGCGCAAGAGAAACAGCAAGAACAUGUUUCGGGGUCUCUUCAAGAAACUCGCGUAAUAUUGUACAGCGACCGUCCUUUUCGACAAGAUAACCAGACAAGGAGAUCAUAACGACAUGAAACAGGGUAUGUGACGAAACCAGUACAGAAAACGAACAGUAUGACUUGUGACUAAACCAGAUAUACACCGAAAGUAGAAG